Molecule: messenger RNA, 1503 nt
Organism: Cylindrotheca closterium
Lineage: Eukaryota; Bacillariophyta; Bacillariophyceae; Bacillariales; Bacillariaceae
Source: the annotation of a GenBank genome assembly
AUGACACAACCCAAGAAGCAAAAGAAAGAAGGCGAGAAUCCCUUUGCCAUAGUAAAGCAAUACCUGUUAGAUUGUCCGCACUUGCCAUCCAAUCAUCCCGUAAUCAAAGCCGCAAUGGAAGGAGUGGAAAAGGAAGAAACGAAACAAGCCCGAGACGCCAAACUGCAAAGCAGAUUUGCUCAGUCUGUUACGACUUCUAGCAGCAGUGCUAGCAAGGCUAUGUCAUCUACAUAUAAAACAACGAAAAAGAAGAACAACUCGGCCCUAUCCGAUGGAGUCUUGGUAAUGGCGCCUCCCAGCAGUGCCAAGGAAGCAAUUGGAAUGGGAGAGGAGCAGCAGCAGGACGAUGCCGCUAUGGAAUCCGAAUGGCAAGACGUGGAACCCACCAACAGCAACGAGGCAAUCGAACACGAGGUCCGUGAGGAUUCUUCGUCGUCGUAUUUGGGUCGCGAACUAACAAAAUCCGCCAUUGACAAGAUCUCCGAACACAAUAUGAAAGUGUCCACACCCCUCUCGGCAAUUGCCUUGGUAAUUCACGCCGCCUUGCGGUCCUUGGGCUUUAGCUGUACCGGAAUUCCAGAAGCCACUACUUCUGGAUUUGCAGCUCCGGUACGCGAAUUGCCAAAGUCGCAAUUUGUGCCCCAACGGUGGGACAAUAACCGCAAACUGGUCCAAUUGCGAUACCGCAAGGAUGGAUCCGGUGCCAUCAAGUUGAUUGUGCAAUUAACUGAAAAUGAACAGGUGCAAGUUCAAUUGGUCCCCGCCAAUAGCCAAGAACCACCCAGUCAGACCCUUGACUUUGCUAUGGAGGAACAUUUGAAUAUGGAUUCCUGGAAGGCAGCGACUGCCAAAACCAAAAAGAUUGCCCCCGCGUUACAUUUCAAGUUUUUGCCCAUGCUCCUUACCAAGUUUUGUCAAACGUACGAUUUGGGAAGUCCUAAUGAUGAUACUGAAGAAAGCAAUUCGAUCCCCUAUGUGGACAAUACCAUUACCACCAACAUUUUGAACCGCAGCAGUCUACCGACCACAUCUACUACAAUGAUUCCACCACAACCACCGACUGGUGUGCCAGUAGCGGUCAGCAACCCAUGGCAAAAUGGCCAUGUUCCUUCGACGCUCGACCAAGCCUUUCCUGGGAUUGCUGUGGGGACGAAUCAAGGACACUUUGCCGAUGAUUUGACACCGGCUGGUUUGCGAGAUCCACUUCGUAUGGGUGGUGGUAAUGGACGCAUGGGAGGCAAUCUCAUGGGUCCCAAUCAUCCAGCAUUCAUGGGAGGUGGUGGUGGUGGACCAGGAUGGAUGGGUGGUGGUGGUGGUGGACCAGGCAUGAGGGGCGGCCCCGGUACCAUGCAACCACGAUUUGAUCCCGUCCUUCCUCCAGGUGCGGUCGACAUUGGUAUCGAUGGAAAACCGCUUCGGAAUCGACCCAGUAGGUCUGGAAAUCCCAAUCCGGAUCAUCUGCAGCCACCCAAUUCGUUUGCGGGAGACAACAUGUUUAUGUAA